AUGUGGUACAUUCCCAGACGUUUCGCCGCCGUCGUAGUUAAGGAGAUGAGUUUUAAUAUGGUGCUACAAAUGACAAAAGUCAAUGACGAUGCCGACAUGAUGCCGGCGAAACGUCUGGGAAUGUUCCACGUCCACGCUCCCAUCCUGCACUGCCGCGGCUUGACUCCCGCUGAGGGUGUUGAUAAGACCAAUGCGAGGUCGAAACUGAAGUCCACCCUGGAUGAGAACAACUUUUGGAAAAGCAAGGAUCUCAUCCUAGCAUUUCAUACCGAGCUGGACCCUUUGCUUGGAAUGACAGGUACCGCCUUGACUAUCCCACCUUUCGGGCCACUCGUCAGUAACGUGUGUGAAACUGAAGCCCCACCUCCACCAGCACCAGAAACAGUAGUAAUAGGAACAGUGACAAAUAUCUCAACUUCAGCCGGUGUCACUAUUCCUAUUUCUAAUAUACUUGCUGGUCCCACUGGUGCUUCCAUUGGUGAUACUGCAACAUUGGCUCCCGAAACUAAUUUGAUUGCUCCCUCCCCUGGGUCGUUUACAUCAAAUACGGAAAAAUUAAAUCCUUUCAAUGAGACGCCAGCUGAACUAUCCGAGCUUGCACAGGUUGGCCAUUUUUAG
Molecule: messenger RNA, 618 nt
Organism: Protopolystoma xenopodis
Lineage: Eukaryota; Metazoa; Platyhelminthes; Monogenea; Polystomatidea; Polystomatidae
Source: the annotation of a GenBank genome assembly